UUGAGAUCCAGAACUUGCAGGGACAAUGCAGCGAGUUACAAAUCCAGCUAAAAAACUGCAGAAAAGUAGAGAAUAAUUGCAAUGAACAGUCAAAAUCUGGCAUGCUGGACCUGAAGAAAGAAAUUGAAAAAGAAGUUUCUGAACGUCUAGAAAAGGGUCGAACAUCUGAGCAACUUUUGAAAUUGCAAGCUGAGUUAGAAGAGGCGAGACAUAUGCUUAGAAAUAAGGAAAAUUCACUCAGUGAGCUGCAUAAGGAACUGGGCCCGAACAAGAGCUUUAGAACUGAAGGCCUUCCAGGAAAAAGAGGAUAUCCGGUCUCAAAUGGAAGCAAAAAAUGAAGAGACUGAGAAGAAGUUACAGGAGUCUGAAUUGUUAAGAAGGCAGAUUGCAUCUCUUGUGGAAGAAAACGGGAAACUACUUGGACAUCAAAAUCCACAACAGAAAAUUCAGUAUCUAGUGAAACUGAAAAAGGACAACAACAAACUUAUUGAGGAGAUAAACAAACUACGAGCAGAAAACCUGCUAUUCAGAGAAGGCAAGAAACCCGAACAAUAUCCUGACUUUUAA
Molecule: messenger RNA, 567 nt
Organism: Staurois parvus
Lineage: Eukaryota; Metazoa; Chordata; Amphibia; Anura; Ranidae
Source: the annotation of a GenBank genome assembly